UACCCUCUCCACUACUGAUCCAUCGAUGUGGAUAGGGGGGUGUUCCCUCUGCUGUUUCCUGAAGCUGUUAUUGUUGUGCCAUCAAGUUACGGUGGUUCACUGGCUGUCGGUACAAAAUCUUAGCUCUUGUCGUUAACAAAUAAACAUCUGUUUGUAGAAUUAGCCAACUGAAACAUUUUGCCUGAGAACAUUGGGACACCGCGCAGACACUCGUCCCGCAGACCCGUUGACCCACUGGACUCCAUGGUCGUUUUUCCCCGACUUAUCUUUUGUCCAAUUCCAAAGGUUCUCUGUGUUGUGCCUAUCGGAGUCUAUAUGCUGUUUUCCAUUGCAGAGCAACAAUGUCACGUUGGAAGGAUAUGAAUAAGGAUGAGCUCGAGAGGCAGUUUUCGCCCAGCCAAUGGUCGCACAGAAUGUCGGCAGACGACGUUAUCAAAUCCCACGUGACGGCGCUCAAAGAAGGUACGGAGCGUGCCCGUGGUCUGGCCCAAACCCUCCUCAACGUUCCCUAUGGAGAAGGAGAGGGGGAGAAACUAGACGUCUAUGUUCCCACCACCACUGCUCUAGAUGUUCCACUGGUCAUCUACCUCCAUGGAGGCUACUGGCAGUUCCUCAGUAAGGAGGAGUCCGGGUUUAUGGCUGUCCCAUUGGUCCAUAAGGGCAUCGUGGUGGUCGCCGUGGGUUACGACAUCGCUCCCAAAGGGAACAUGGAUUUGAUGGUGUCUCAGGUGCGGAGGAGUGUGGUGUCCGUCAUUCAACAGUAUUCACACAUUAGUGGUCUGUACCUGUGUGGCCACUCUGCGGGGGCCCACCUGGCUGCUAUGAUCCUCUCUACAGACUGGUCUCAGUACAGUGUGACCCCUCAGAUCAAAGGUGCGUUCCUGGUCAGUGGUAUAUAUGACCUCCUGCCCAUCCUGUCCACCUAUGUCAACGAGCCUCUGAAGAUGACAGAAGAGGUGGCUCUGAGGAACAGUCCUAGUCAGCUGGUUCCCCAGCUCAAACUCUCCUCCUCCAACUGUGACAUCGUGGUUGCCGUGGCGCAGAAAGACUCGCCAGAGUUCCGGAAGCAGUCGGAGGACUACUACAAAACUCUGGAGUCAACAGAAGGACUGAAGGUAACAUUGGAGGACGUUCCAAACACAGAUCACUUCAACAUCAUCGAGCAGCUAGUCGACGGAGACUACCACCUCACUCAGCUGCUGUUAAAGAUGAUGGGGAAGAGCUAAAGAGAUACAGGGACACCAGACAAUCAAUGAAGAGAUACAGGGACACCAGACAAUCACUGAAGAGAUACAGGGACACCAGACAAUCAUUCAUUUACAUAUCAACCACAAACACCUCUGUUCUGAACCACAUCUAGAGGCACCACGCACCAGUUAUUAUGGACUGAUGGCUAUUGGCUAAGCAAGGUGGUGUUGGAAGAAAUUAUAGUUGAACUGAUUAAUUAUGUAUACAUUAUUAUUAGAACCAUUAAGUUUUAAUACUAUUAUGUUAUGGUAUGAAAUGUAUGGAUUUUUGGUUAAACUAGGACCGAAAAUGUAGGUAAAACAAAUUAAUUGUCUGUACCUUGCGGGUUUAAGGGAGAAAGGAGGGCAUAUAUCUUUUCAGACAGAUAAGAAUCUUCUUUGAUGUUCCAUUAGUGGAGGAGAAAAAGUCUUUAAUACAGAUUGGAAUGUUUGCUUUAUGAGGGGAGUAGGACACAAUCUCCUGAACUGAAGACACUGCGCUAUUGUGUGGAUCGGAGAGAGUGUGAGAAAACGCUGACGUCAUUUUCAGUUUAUAACCUGUGGAAAAAUGUGUAUGUACCAGUACUCUCUUGAAUUAAAUGCUGUUACCUGA
Molecule: messenger RNA, 1839 nt
Organism: Oncorhynchus masou masou (cherry salmon)
Lineage: Eukaryota; Metazoa; Chordata; Actinopteri; Salmoniformes; Salmonidae
Gene: afmid
Product: arylformamidase
Exons: 11
Coding region: 342-1226 (294 amino acids)
Molecular function (GO): arylformamidase activity; lipase activity
Source: RefSeq, a predicted model, not a curated record